Messenger RNA from Gadus macrocephalus (Pacific cod), 2332 nucleotides. Its product is annotated as zinc finger protein Aiolos-like. NCBI's taxonomy places the organism in Eukaryota, Metazoa, Chordata, Actinopteri, Gadiformes, Gadidae. The coding region runs from base 676 to 1989 and encodes 437 amino acids. Gene Ontology annotation, biological process: regulation of transcription by RNA polymerase II. The transcript is spliced from 8 exons. Gene Ontology annotation, molecular function: RNA polymerase II cis-regulatory region sequence-specific DNA binding; DNA-binding transcription factor activity. The record is from RefSeq and is a predicted model, not a curated record.
ACACCACAUCUAAUAAAACAUGCCUGCUUGAGUAAUCGCGUCACACUGGUAUUUUAAAUUCGACGGUUCUUUUUUUUUCCCACCUCAAGAGAAAGGAGCACCUGCUCCUUUAAGAGUUCACUCCAAAUAUUUUGCAUAAUGACUUUUGCUCUCUGCAUAUUCCAGAUACCACGAGGUCGCUGGCGGAGAGUGGAAUCUCGCAGCGGGAAACAGGACAAUUUUGAAGCACUGCCUGCAAGAGCUGCUCUGUCCCAGGUGUUGAGGUAAAGACAUUUCGUCGUCAUGGACUCUGAGAGCCAUCUUGAGGGUAAAACUGUGGGGAAGACUCCAGCAACAACGCGGACAUCAACGGACUGACGGACAGGACUUCACCGGCCGUCAGGACCUCCGAUGACGUACAGCCGAGCGAUCUGUCGGGGUGCAACGAAAUGGAGUGUUCUGAAGCGCUGAAGGCGGCGGUGAAGAGUGAGCCAGAGGAGAUGGAGACGGACCAGCGCUGCGCGGAGCGGACCAGGAGAAGGAGUCCACGGACCCCCGCGAGAGGCAGGCCAGGGGGGGGGCGGAGAGGAGGAGGAGGAGGAGGAGGAGGCGGCCAGCGAGGAGGGGCUGGAGGAGGGCUACGACGACGAAGAGGAGGAGGAGGAGGAGGGCAACGACGAGGAGGACGAGCGGGGGAUGGAGGCGGUGGACGAGGGGGAGAGCCCGAGCGAGCCCCAGGACCUCUCCCUGGUGGACUUCAGCCGGAGCUACGGCUGCAAGUCCCUCUUCGCCGAGGGGGCCGAGCCCGGGGACGCCGACGACGCUCCGGCCCUGGGCUCCUCCCCCCGCGGCGGCGGCGGCGGCGGCCAAUCAGGGAGCAGCAGCAAGCUCAACUGUGACAUCUGCGGCCUGUCCUGCAUCAGCAUCAACGUGCUGCUCGUUCACAAGCGGAGCCACACCGGUGAGAGGCCUUUCCAUUGCGUCCAGUGUGGCGCCUCCUUCACCCAGAAAGGGAACCUCCUGCGCCACAUCAAGCUACACUCGGGCGAGAAGCCCUUCAAGUGCCACAUGUGCAACUACGCCUGUCGACGGCGCGACGCCCUGAGCGGGCACCUGCGCACCCACUCUGUGGAGAAGCCCUACAAGUGCAACCACUGCGGCCGCAGCUACAAACAGCGCAGCUCUCUGGAGGAGCACAGGGAGCGCUGCCACGUGUAUGCCCAGAACCGGGGCUCCGCGGAGACAGUGUCUCACGUGGAGGACGGCCAGGCAGUGCGGUCUCAGAUGGGGAGCGAGCGAGCCCUUCUGCUGGACAAGCUGGCCAGCAACGUGGCCAAGCGCAAGAGCUCCAUGCCACAGAAGUUCACCGGGGACAACGGCGUCUGCCUGGACCUGAGCUUCAACCGGGGCCCGAUGCGGCCGACGGACGCAACGGACCCCCCGCUGAGGGGCUCCCCCGGCGCCGACGUCACCGCCCUGGACCACGAGACCCCCCUCUCCCACCGGCACUACCCCGUCCAGCUCACCCGCAGCCCCCACACCAACGGCCACAAGCUGUCCCUCCCGGCCCCCGGUGGCCUGUCCCUCCCGGCCCCCUCACCCCAGGGGCCCCACCACGGGCUGGAGCCCAGCCCGGGGGACGCCUCCCCGGUGCCCCAGUCCCUCAUCUACAACCUGGGGCACCUGUUGGGGGGGUUCCCCAACGGCCUGCCCCACCCGCACCCCCACGCCCAGGGCCCCGCCCAGGGCCUCUCCAUGGGGCCCCUGGAGGCCAUGCGCGUGCUGAAGACGGAGGGGGACCCCGGGGGGCUUCUGGCCCCCGCCGGGGCCCUGUACCCCUGCAGCCACUGCCGGGUGAUCUACCUGGACUACGUCAUGUUCACCAUCCACAUGGGCUGCCACGGCUUCAGGGACCCCCUGGAGUGCAACGUGUGCGGCCACCGGAGCCGCGACCGCUACGAGUUCACCUCGCACAUCGCCCGCGGCGAGCACCGCACCGAGCUGAAGUAGCGGCACGCGGAGGGGGGGGGGGGGGGGGGGGGCGGGGGCGGGGGUUGAGGUGAGGGUGUGGUCGAGUCGGUCGACGUGAAGAUGAGGGACACGCGUCGCGUUGACUGUUGAGGACACGACGGGGUGUAACAAAAUGUAUCCUGUGUGUUUUGUUUCGGAGACUAGUGCAUUAUGGGUGUUCGUGAGGUCAUGGAACGGAAAAAAGGUGUAUGAGGUGUUACUUGUAAUUAUGUGUCAGUGUGCUUCUGUUUGAGAUGUGUGUUGAAACCGAUAACUGCUGCUUCACAUCUUGGCGAUUGGAUCCGUGCGCACAAUGUGUAAAUAAAACGAAAAUAACAUGUCA